AUGGAAGCGCAUCACCCUUUCGACCCGCUUUCGGCUGGUGAGAUUGAAGCUGCGAUCAGCAUCGUGAAGAAGGUGCACGGCGAUGUCUUUUUCAAUGUUGUAUCCCUCCGCGAGCCGCGAAAAGCGGAAAUGACGGCGUGGCUUGCAAACCCUACAACGAUGGUCAAGCCGGUUCGUGUGGCAGACGUGGUUGUUAUUGCCCCAGGGGGCAAGGUCUACGAUGGGCUAGUCGAUCUGUCCACCGGUUCCAUCAUCAGUUGGGAGCUUCUUGAUGGGUUACAGCCCAUUAUCACAAUGGAGGAGCUCACCGCCGUCGAACACAUAUGUCGCACGGAUCCCAGGGUCAUUGAGCAGUGCAUACUCAGUGGUAUAUCCAAAGACGACAUGCACAAGGUUUACUGUGAUCCCUGGACUAUCGGCUACGACGAGCGCUACGGCAACAAGGUCCGUCUACAGCAGGCGCUCAUGUACUAUCGUCCUGACGUCGAUGACUGCCAGUACCAGUAUCCAUUGGAUUUCUGUCCAAUCUAUGACGCAGCAAAAGAGGAGAUUAUUGCCAUCGACAUACCCAAAGUACGACGUCCAUUAAGCACCAUCGAGCCGGUCAACUACCACCCUGCUGCCGUCAACAAGACGGGGGGAUACCGAAACAACCUAAAGCCGAUCAACAUUACACAGCCAGAGGGCGUGUCCUUCAAACUCAACGGCCGCCAGAUCGAGUGGCAAAACUGGAAGUUCCAUAUUGGCUUCAACUACCGUGAAGGCAUCGUCCUCAACGAUAUUACCUUCAACGAUAAGGGCAAUAUCAGACCCGUAUUUUAUAGACUUUCUCUUUCGGAGAUGGUUGUUCCCUAUGGCUGCCCGGAACGGCCCCACCAGAGGAAGCACGCAUUCGACCUCGGAGAGUACGGUGCUGGUUAUAUGACAAACAGUCUCGCACUGGGAUGCGACUGCAAAGGGUCUAUUUACUAUUUGGAUGCUUACUUUCCUACCCGGAACGGCGAGAUCCGCAAGAUCAAAAACGCCAUUUGCAUCCACGAGGAGGACGCCGGCAUUCUCUUUAAACACACCGACUUCCGCGAUGACUCCACAAUUGUAACGCGCGCAAGGAAAUUAAUCAUUCAGCAGGUGUUCACUGCGGCAAACUACGAAUAUGCUGUACAGCAAGAUGGUUCAAUCCAGCCUGAGAUCAAGCUCACUGGCAUUCUUAACACAUAUUCGAUGAACCCAGGCGAGGACACACAUGGUUGGGGUACCCAGGUUUACCCUGGGGUAAAUGCCCAUAACCACCAGCACCUCUUCUGCCUUCGCAUCGAUGCCAAUGUCGAUGGACCCAACAACACGGUGUUUAUGUCGGACGCGGUCCCCUCCGAAGCCCCAGUUGGUAGUGUUGAGAACUUCUACGGCAAUGGCUUCUACGCCAAGCGUACAAAGCUCCGCACCACAGCCGAGUCAAGAACUAAUUACAAUGGCGCGACGAGUCGAACCUGGGAAAUCUGCAACACCAACCGGCUGCACCCCUACAGCGGCAAGCCUGCCUCAUAUAAGCUCAUCAGCCGAGAGGUGCCUGGAUUGUUGCCCAAGGAGGGGUCUUUGGUAUGGAAAAGAGCCGGGUUCGCAAGAAAUGCUGUAUGCGUAACAAAAUACGCCGAUGAUCAACUCUGGGCCGCCGGUCGCCACGUGCCUCAGACAUCGGGGGAACCGUCUCUAGGGCUUACGGAAUGGGUUAGUGACGGUAGUCAGUCGGUUGAAAAUACAGAUGUGGUGCUAUGGCAUACGUUCGGCGUUGUGCACUUCCCAGCCCCCGAAGAUUUUCCAGUCAUGCCAGUCGAACCCAUUACCCUGCUGCUCAAGCCCAGAAAUUUCUUUAUUAAUAAUCCUGUUAUGGAUGUUCCUCCCAGCUUUGCAAGCACCCCUAGCCAAGUUAAGGCCAAUGGGGAAGGGGUGUUUAAUGCUGCAGAUGGCGUAAGCGAGCUGGCAUUUGAUUGCUGCCGUCGGACAAGCCAUUUGUAA
Molecule: messenger RNA, 2013 nt
Organism: Pyricularia grisea
Lineage: Eukaryota; Fungi; Ascomycota; Sordariomycetes; Magnaporthales; Pyriculariaceae
Exons: 6
Coding region: 1-2013 (670 amino acids)
Biological process (GO): amine metabolic process
Molecular function (GO): copper ion binding; primary methylamine oxidase activity; quinone binding
Source: RefSeq, a predicted model, not a curated record